Molecule: messenger RNA, 1506 nt
Organism: Durusdinium trenchii
Lineage: Eukaryota; Dinophyceae; Suessiales; Symbiodiniaceae
Source: the annotation of a GenBank genome assembly
AUGCAGAUUCGCUGGGCCAGCUCCGGCGCGCUCGCGGCCACCGUGACGCCUGAGGACUGGGCCGCGCUGGGUUUCGUCUCCGCACGGCCCACGGUGAAGGCCUUGAAGCAGUGUUUGGCGGCCGGGCCCAAACGCGUGCUCCAAGGCAUCACGCGCUUCCAAGUGAAACUGAUGUCGGAGACUGGAAGCUUGCUGCAAGAUGAGGUGAUUCUAGAUCCACUGGUGAAUGGCCAGCUUUACCACCUGGUGGUCACUGAACAUUGGCCGCGUGACCCAGCUCAAGACCAAAGCUUUGUUUUGGCGUGUCGGGAAAAUCGCUUGAAGGAGGUGGAAGAGUUGUUGCAGCGGCCUUUGAGUCCAAAUGCCACUGAUGAAGGCGGUAGUGGAGCUAUGUAUGCCGCCAGCCUGGAAGGACAUUUGCAGUGCGUCUUGCUGCUCCUGGAAGCUGGGGCUGACAAAGAUUUGCCUGGUACAGCUACUCAUAAGGCACCUCUACAUGCCGCGGCUCGGAAUGGCCACUUCGAAGUGGUGAAGGUCUUGGUCGAGGACGGAGCUGAGAAAGACAUCUCGACGAACUUCGGUGCCACACCUUUACACUUCGCCGCCCAAACGGGACACACGCGGAUCGUCCGAUUCUUGCUGGAGAGUAGAGCUGAUAAAGACCGAGCUGAAGGCAAUGGCGGCUUAACGCCCUUGCACAUCGCAGCUGAGAAUGGUGAGACGGAUGUUGCUCGUGUGUUGCUGGAGUUUGGCGCUUGUAGAGAUCCAGCCACCACCGAGGCAGGCUUAGCUCCAGUGCACCUAGCGGCUCAAGCGGGAAACUUGGAGAUGCUUCGCUUGUUGCUGGAGAGUGGUGCCGACAAGGACUGCUCCACGCGCGAGCAUGGAUUCGUGCCCUUGCACUUCGCUGCCAAGAAUGGCUUCAGUGACCUUGCGCGUGUGUUGCUCGCACAUGGCGCGAACAAGAACGCCACCACACGGGACCUGGGCCUCACACCUUUGCACGUGGCAGCACAAACUGGUCAAAGCGAGUUGGCCACGCUGUUGCUCCAGAGUGGAGUGGACAAGGACCCCGCCACCCUGGACCAGGGUUUUACACCCUUGCACGUGGCAGCUGCCACGGGUCAAAGCGAGAUGGCUCGCUUACUACUUCGGAACGGUGCUGCCAAGGAUCCCAAGACCUUUGAACAUUUGUUGACGCCUUUGUACGUGGCAGCUCAAUGUGGCCAGAACGAAACUCUUCCCGUGUUGCUGGAGUAUGCAGCGGAUGUGCAUGGAGGCACCAAGGAAGGCUUGACACCGUUGGAAGUGGCGGCGUGCAACGGCUUUACCAAAAUCGUAAGCCACUUGCUUCUUGCUGGUGCUGAACGAUGUUGGGAAGCUUCGCAGUUGGCGUCGCUCCAAGGGCAUCACGAGCUCGCGUCGCUGCUCCUCCGCGCCGCCGCCGCAAGCCACACGACCUCGAGAUGCAGCGAGACGGCGGUGAAGCGGCGGAGGGUGGAGUGA